This is a messenger RNA of Tarenaya hassleriana, 2158 nucleotides long. Its product is annotated as beta-glucosidase BoGH3B-like. Bases 473 to 2059 code for a protein of 528 amino acids. NCBI's taxonomy places the organism in Eukaryota, Viridiplantae, Streptophyta, Magnoliopsida, Brassicales, Cleomaceae. Gene Ontology annotation, molecular function: beta-glucosidase activity. The record is from RefSeq and is a predicted model, not a curated record. Gene Ontology annotation, biological process: glucan catabolic process. The transcript is spliced from 9 exons.
GUCGAGGAUGACAUUGAAGGAAAAGAUCGGACAGAUUACCCAAAUCGAACGCAGGGUUACUUCUCCUUCCGUGAUCACAAACUACUGCGUCGGUUGGGUUAAUCUAGUAUGUGUUUGGCAACUCAAAGGUUGUAGCUUUAUGGAUGGUUUCGUUAGAAGAGCCCGAGUUAUGAAUCCAGACAUUGAUAGUUCAAUGAACUAAUCAAGAUUCCGUGGUUUAGAAUCUUGAGUUUGACUCUCAUUUCCCUUUGGCCACUUCACAAUGGCAGAAAAAGGGGAGAAAGCGAACUGAGACAGGAAACCUUUAACUUGUGAGAUCUUGAUCUGGUCUUGAUUCCAUGAGUGUUUUAGCUCAAAGUUGUACCCUGCAGUUGUUGUGGUCAUUUGUUAUCGCUGUUGUUCUUCAGGGAGUGUAUUGUCCGGAGGAGGGAGUCCGCCAUGUGAGGGAGCAGAGUCCUCUCACUGGGCAGACAUGAUAGAUGGAUUCCAAAAGGCUGCACUCGAAACACGCCUCAGGAUUCCCAUCAUUUUCGGGAUUGAUGCAGUUCACGGCAACAACAAUGUCGUGGGUGCCACCAUUUUUCCUCACAACAUUGGCCUUGGGGCUACCAGAGAUGCUGACUUGGUUAGGAGAAUCGGGGCAGCAACCGCCAUUGAAGUUAGGGCGAGUGGCGCUCAUUGGGCAUUUGCUCCUUGCGUAGCCAUAGCGAGAGAUCCGAGAUGGGGAAGAACGUAUGAGAGUUAUGGCGAUACUGAAACUGUCUGUAAGAUGACUUCUCUUGUCUCUGGCUUGCAAGGAGAUCCACCCGAAGGACAUCCUAAUGGUUACCCUUUUGUAGCAGAAAGAAAGAAAGUAGCAGCUUGUGCAAAGCAUUAUGUGGGAGAUGGGGGAACAGAGAAAGGCAAGAACGAAGGGAACACCAUUGUUACGCAUGAAGAGCUCGAGACCAUCCAUUUGGCUCCUUACUUGAACUGUCUUGCUCAGGGAGUUUCAACAGUCAUGGCUUCUUAUUCGAGCUGGAAUGGAGAUAAAAUGCAUACCCACCAUUUCCUCUUGACACAAGUUCUCAAGAACAAGCUUGGUUUCAAGGGAAUUUUGGUUUCAGAUUGGGAAGCACUGCAUCGCAUCACCGACCCGCCCGGCUUGAACUACCGAGAGUGUGUAAAAGAUUCUGUCAAUGCUGGAAUCGACAUGGUGAUGGUGCCUUUUGAGUUUGAGCGUUUCAUAUCGGAUUUGACAUCUCUGAUAGAAUCUGGUGAGAUUCCAAUGACCAGAAUUGACGACGCGGUGGAGCGGAUACUGAGAGUGAAGUUCAUCGCAGGCCUUUUCGAACACCCUUUUUCAGACAGAUCCUUGCUUGACAAAGUCGGCUGCAAGGAACACAGAGAACUGGGUCGAGAAGCAGUGAGGAAAUCGUUGGUUCUGCUGAGGAACGGUAAAGAUCCCGAGAAGCGGUUUCUUCCGCUAAGCAGAAACGCUGAGAAGGUUCUUGUAGUGGGGACUCACGCUGACAAUCUUGGAUACCAAUGUGGAGGAUGGACAAUCAGUUGGUUUGGUCACAGUGGAAGGAUCACAACCGGCACAACAAUCUUAGACGCCAUUAAGAAAUCAGUCGGAAGCUCAACUGAAGUGGUCUAUGAAGAACAUCCAUCGGAAGAAACCCUAUCCGGACACAACAACUUCACUUAUGCGAUAGUGGCAAUAGGUGAAGAGCCGUACGCAGAGACGUUCGGAGAUAGUUCAGAGCUUGAGAUUCACUUCAAUGGAAGCAAAACCCUAAAAUCCGUGGCAGAGAAGAUCCCGACUCUGGGGAUUCUGGUUACAGGACGACCGGUGGCUCUGGAGCCGACAACCGUGGAAAAGGUCGAAGCUUUGGUGGCGGCUUGGUUGCCCGGAACCGAAGGAGACGGGAUUGCGGAUGUUGUGUUCGGAGAUUACGACUUCGAGGGCAAGUUACCUAUGUCCUGGUUCAGAACUGUGGAUCAGUUGCCGAUGAACACCGACCAGGCAGAUCCAUUGUUUCCCCACGGAUUUGGGUUGAAUUGUAAGAAAGAUUAAUGGUUGAGGGCAAAUUGGAAUAAUAUGUUUUUAAAGGGGUGAAAAAGUGAAAUCUUGAAAUGAAGAGCGCCAUAGCCCUCUCUCCCUCUCUCUUCCUUU